AUGUGCCGCGUCGUACUGCUCGACCAGACCCAGUACGUCGAUCAUCAGUCGGGAGCGGGGCUCCCAAGUAUCCCAGGACAGGGGAUAGCCGCACCACCGGACGAGAUAACUCGUCCGACGUCCGUUCACAUCGCGGUGGUUCAACAGCUGCUCAACAAGAUAGCGCUGGCCACCGCGAGGUCCUCUAAUGGAGUGGAGGAGGAUGGAAAACACUCUCCACACAAUCGUGGGGAAGCGUGUGUUCCCGAGAGAUUCUUUGAUCACGUAACUCUUGCGUUGCGCGGCGACCUCAAGCAUGAGCAGGACAGGCGUCUUCAACUGGCGGACACUGUUUUAUAG
Peronospora matthiolae is the source of this 339-nucleotide messenger RNA. The record is from the annotation of a GenBank genome assembly. NCBI's taxonomy places the organism in Eukaryota, Oomycota, Peronosporomycetes, Peronosporales, Peronosporaceae.